GGUUUGCGCAGCCUCCGAAGUGCGACAGAAAAGCUGAUAGUAGAGAGAUAGAUCCUAAAUAUCGUACCGGACCGGCACCAGUCGUCAUUUGGCAGUCGUAAGUCGUUCGACGGAACGGAAACAGCACAACUAGUAUCAAAGAGAACGCGCUAUCUGUGAUUUGGGAACUGUGCAGAGGAAGAUAUUUUUAGCCAACCAGAUCCAUUGUAAGUGAGCAACUCAGGACAAUUGGGACAUUUUAGUGCAAAGUACAGCAAACAGAUUGUUUCUAGAACUUGCUAGUGGCAGUGUUGCAUACUUUGAGUGUUUCGGAGUUUCGACAACAACAAAGCUAACUCAGGAUGGGUGUCCAGGAUGCGCAGGAUCACAUGCCGGUGCAGUGUGACUUUGAAAUCUUCGGUCAGGUGCAAGGAUGUGGAUUCACAAAACACUGCAGAGAUAAUUGCUUAGCACUUGGCAUUAAAGGAUGGGUGAAAAACUCCAAACAAGGCACAAUCAUGGGCAAAAUGCAGGGAGCGAAGGCAGACGUCGGAAAAAUGGUUGAAUGGCUAUCCAAAACUGGCUCUCCCGGGUGUAAGAUUGACAAGGCGGAAUUUACCAACUGGGGAACGUUGUCGCGGUUCGCAUUCGCAGACUUUGCCAUAAGAUUCUAAGAAUAACACAAUCCGAUUAAUUUUAAAUAUUAAAAAACAAAUUAUUCGUUGAAUCGUUCUACUGAGGAGUACAGAAAAUGCUUCUGCUUUCCCAUAGCACUACAAUGCUUCUCAGGUGUGUGAUUCCGUUGUUUUGCAAUUCUGUAAACUGUAUAGUAUAGCGUUUAUUCAUUAAUACACGCGACCUUUGCAAAAUGAAACUAUAACUACGCUGUAUUGUGUCUGUAUAUUUGUAAACACUAGAAGAAACAUUGAUUUUAUUUAUUCUGAACAAUAGAAAAUCCGUUGAUUGAGAUAUGAGACCAAUAAAAAUCAGCUCAAAGGAAUACUGAGCUUGGCACUUUUUAUCCAAUGAUAUACCAGUAUCAGAACAGCCAAAUGGUCAAGAUUGUUAAAUUUAAUUCAACACUUUUGUCUUGAAUGCAAUGGAAUAUAUCGAGCGAGAGCGCUAUUUACUUUUUAAGUCGAAAAUAUUUAGCUUACAAUAGAAGAUAAUUAUAAUGAAUAAAGAUAUUUACUAGCACUUACA
Molecule: messenger RNA, 1182 nt
Organism: Topomyia yanbarensis
Lineage: Eukaryota; Metazoa; Arthropoda; Insecta; Diptera; Culicidae
Product: acylphosphatase-2
Exons: 3
Coding region: 342-653 (103 amino acids)
Molecular function (GO): acylphosphatase activity
Source: RefSeq, a predicted model, not a curated record